Messenger RNA from Chara braunii, 10974 nucleotides. Lineage: Eukaryota; Viridiplantae; Streptophyta; Charophyceae; Charales; Characeae. The record is from the annotation of a GenBank genome assembly.
GUCAGGGGUCAGAGUCUACGUGGUGAGGUCUGGAACCACUAACCUGGUUGUACACUUGUCACCAUGGUUGGGACCCGUAGUGGGUUAGAGACUAGCCCCUACAGCAAGGAACAUCAAGAAGAGAUGGCCGCCUUAGUCAAAGAGAAUAGGGAGAGGAAAGAACGUGAGAAGCAAGCGAAGCUCAAAGCUAUCACAGACGAGCGGGCGACGAAGAUGAAGGAAGUGGAGGAGGAGAUGAAGAAAAAGGAGAAGGCUGCUGAAGAAGAAGUGGCAGCAGAGGAAGAAAAAGAAAGAAUGAGGAUUGAGAGCAGAGAGGAGAGUAGUUGCACGAAAAAGGACACAGACGCUGAGAUUGAGAAGAAGAUCAGCGAGUGGGUUGCUAACUUAUCGUUGGGAGAGGAAGAAGAGGCGGAGUCAUAUGUGACUGGAGAUGAGAAGGCCGCAUUGGCCGCUGAGCUAGCAGCCAUGACGGAUCCUAUGGAACGAAGAGAGAGGGAAGACGAGCAGAAGUUGCAAUGGAAGUUGAGAAUGAAGAGGGAGAAGAGAAGGAGGAGAGAAGAAGUGAAUAAGAUGACCGCAGCAGUGGCAAAAGUGCAGUCGGAGGUGCUGGCCCAGCCAGAUGAUAAGGCCAAGUGGGACAAGGUACUGGGCUACCUAGAGGUGUUGAGCAAGGCCUGGAUGGAGGAGUGCCAGGCAAGUUGGAGCCAGGAUGUAGCGUUGAGUGCCAUGUGGUCCGGUUUCAGGGAUUUUGCGCGUGAAAUCGUCACCCAUAUUGGGGGCGAAGUCAAACAGUUGAGGGACAAUGUAGGAAAGUUCUGUGAAGGCGCCAUUGAAGGUGCAAAAGCCAUAGCCGCUGUAGAUGGCGAAGCCAGACCCCGUAAGGAGCCUGUCAAGCUCAAGUUCCCAGACGCGUACGGGGGAAAGGAGGAGAACUUUGACAACUGGGAGACCAGUGUCAACAAUUACAUUUAUUUACAACAUAUCUUGAUAGAGGAGCAAGUCCUUGUGGCCUUCCAGGCCCUGAAGGACGAAGCAGCUAGCUUCGCCAGAGCCUCAGAUAAGUUGCAAACAAUCCACUCACGGCAGUGGAGGAGUGCCAAGGCACUCAAGGGUCCCAUGAACGACUUAGUAGUCGUCCCGGACCAUGGGGUCACUGAGCCCCAACUGGUCCAGUUGUUUUAUCGUGCCAUGCCAGAGGCCCUACUCGGGCAUUUCUUUGACGAGUCUCAACAGGCUGACAUCACUUACGAUGCAUUGAAUAGAGAAGUCGUCCUGUAUGAGUCGCAGUCUAUGCCAGUUACCACUUUCUCGCAUAAGGACCUGGAGAAGGGGAAGAAGUGGAAGGAUCGUACCAUCUCAGGCCAAGUCAAGGCCAAGGAUCACUUGAUCUUGACAUUAGAGGAGGGUGGUACAGACGAGGUCCCAUAUGAUCAGAUUGAGUGGGGCCUAGGGGAGGACAGUAGUGUAGGGCAGGGGAGGUCUUACGCUGCUGUCGCAGCUGGAGGGGGGCCGCAAGGUAGAGGAGGAGGCCAGGGCCAAAGGGGCCACGCCAUGGGAGGUCGAGGACCGGGCGCGCAGGGGGUUGGCGGCCAAGGAAACCGCCAAGUGGGAGGUAGGGGUCAAGGUCCCCCGCCAAAUUGCCAGGGUAAUCGGUCCCCACAGCGAAGAGGUGGAAGGGCACCUAAAGGAGGAUGGUACCCAGGCUUGCCACAGGGUAGGCCCUGGGAAGACUUGGGCUUGGACCAGCGUUUAUGGCAGGAACGCGUGAACAUGGGUCAGUGCGUGUUUUGUGGUGACCCAGCUCUAGGGGUUGCAACUGCCCCUACUUCAAGGCCAUGUGGAGAGGUCUUGGAGAAGCUUAGAGAGGCUAACUUCAAGAUCAAUGCAAAGAAGUGCGAGUGGGCCAAGACACAAGUUCUGUACUUGGGCCACGUAUUAGACGGAGAUGGCAUUAAGCCAGAGGACAACAAGAUAGCGGCAAUUAGAGAUUGGCCGACACCGUGCACCUUGACAGAGUUGCGGUCGUUCCUAGGCCUAGCUAACUACUACAGGAAGUUCGUGAGGAACUUCUUCACUAUUGCCGCUCCCUUGCGCAGGUUGCUGAAGAAAGAGGCAAUCUGGCAACGGGACAAAGUUGCAGAUCCGUCUUUGCCAUUUGUCGUCACCACGGACGCGAGUCAGUAUGGGAUAGGCGCGGUGUUGCAGCAAGACGACGACAAUGGCUAUAGACCCGUAGAGUUCAUGUUGGCGAGGAUGCCCUGUGAGAAGGUCGCUACCGCCACGUACGAGAGAGAACUCUACACUCUCAGGCAGGCUUUAGACCAUUGGAAGCACUACUUGCUUGGGAGGCACUUCAAAGUGUAUUCGGACCAUGAAACGCUUAGACGGUUAAAGACUAAGGCCAAGAUGAUGCCUAAGUUGACUAGGUGGGCCGUAGAGAUAGACCAAUUCGACUUUGAGCUCAAGCCAGUGAAGGGUAAGUACAACGUAGUUGCGGAUGCUCUGAGUAGGAGAUCAGACUACUUUGGAGUCGUAGUACACUAUCUGGAUAUAGGAAGAGACUUGCAGGAGAAAGUGAUGCAAGCGUAUGCACAAGACCCUAUCUAUAGCGACCUCCUAAAGAGAGUUAGGGAGGCCCCAGAGACCGAACCCGAUUACCGCACUACAGAUGGGUUAUUGUUUGAGAAGACUAAUGUGUUUGACUGCCUGUGCGUUCCCAACAGCGAGGAGAUCCGUAGUUUAAUCUUAGGGGAAUGCCACAAUACUGAGGGACAUUUUGGUUGGCAAAAGACAUUAGCCAAUCUAAUGCGUGCGUAUACCUGGCCAGGAAUGAAGAAUGACUGCGUAGACGACGAGGAGGACACUGGAGAGGACGACUGGAGGAUCUUGCGAUCGGCUAGACGCCCAAUUGCCCACUUGGCAUUAGGACCAGAGGACGACAGAUAUCUGUUCUGCCAACUUAGAGAGAGGCAGCAGCAGCAGAGGAGGGCUAGAGCAGCAGAGGCUACCAGGGCACUUGUGAGUGAGGCCGCAGCUUCGGAAGCCAUGGCCACUUCUGCGCAGCAGACUACUCAGGCCGGUAGUUCAGGGUUUGUCCGGUCAACGGUCGUAAUGGCAAGCCAACCAAUAGUGUUGACAUCCGACGAGAUCGCCAUACAACAAGCAGCAUUGCAGGAGGCACAGCUACAGAAGGCGUUAGGAGAUGUCAAAGCGGUGAAAGAAAGAAUGAUUAGAAAAAGAGCCAGGAUGCAACGGAGACAAGCGGACGUUAGUGAGUUAGAGGAGAUGGACCUGAUGCACGUUGUCAAGACUGGUGAGGCCAACAUCAAUAUGCACAACUUCCCUUCGUUUAGGAAGAAGGCCCUAGACCUUGAGGCGAAGAUAGGGCAUGGACAGGCACCCACUGCAGACGGAAGGAGGAAGACACUGCCUCCUAACUGGAAGGCGAAGGGGCGCAUUAUGUUUGUCGAUAAUGAUGGUUCUACCAUCGAGUUCGACGACAACUUCCAAGAAGGAGUAGGUGCAGAGGCAGGUAGCGUAGAAGCUUCAGGGGGUGGAGUAGUCGCUACUGUAACUCAGAAAGGGUUGAAGCCCGAUGAUGCGAAGGUGGCCAGCAUUCGUGACUGGCGGAGUCCUCAGUCUGUGACUGAGAUGAGAUCAUUCUUAGGGAUGAUCGACUACUAUCGCAACUUCGUGGAGAACUAUAGCAUAGUUGCCGCCCCUUUGACUGAUCUGACCCGCCUUGACACCCCAUGGGAGUGGACUGAGAGAUGUGAGGCUGCUUUCAAACAUCUGAAGCAUGCGUUGACGCAUUACGAAGUCUUAAAACUUCCUGAUCCUGACAAGCCAUUUAUAGUGACUACGGAUGCUAGCCAAUAUGGCAUAGGCGCCGUACUUGCACAACAGGAGGGGAAAAAGUUGAGGCCAGUAGAGUACAUGUCCGAAAGGAUUCCCUCUCAGAAGUUGGCUAAGUCCACCUAUGAGAAGGAACUCUACGUGGUUUACAAGGCUCUGACCCAUUGGAGGCACUACCUCCUUGGGAGGUUCUUCAUCCUCAGGACUGAUCAUCAGACCCUGAGAUGGAUGAGAACUCAGCCGGUACUCUCUGAUGCUCUCAAGCGUUGGAUCGAAGUCAUUGAGCAAUAUGACUUCGAGCCCCAGUACAUCAAGGGCGAGUACAACAAGGUUGCUGAUGCCUUGUCGCGUAGAUCAGAUUUCUCUGGUGCGCUGAUCACUAAGUUUGGGCUUGUGGACAAUGUUACUCAGUCCAUGGUGGAAGCCUAUCAUGAGGAUCCGUUCAUGUCUGAGAUCAUCCGCAGACUCGAAGCGAAGGAUGUCCGAUUUACCAGCGAAUUGUGGAAGGCCGCUGCUGCAGAGCAGGGAACCCAGUUGCAGAUGGCUUCUGGGAAUCACCCAGAGGCCAACGGUCAGGCCGAGCAACUGAAUCGCGCUGGUACGCAGCCCCAACAGCUAGCACAGCAGCCUGUGUCACAGGGUCCACAGCCCGAAGUGAUGCAGGGACCGGGACAAACACAGUGGGUACCAAAGACGGCCAUCGCCGCUCCUAAACCCUUCACAGGGGAUAAGAGGGGCGAAGACCUCGACAAGUGGUUGAGGGCAGUGCCAGUCUAUGUCAAGUGUAAGCUUACCUUGCCACACGAGGAGGUGCUUGUGGCUGCAUCCUAUCUAGAGGGUAGUGCAACACGAUGGUUGAGCGUUUUAGUGCAACUACAGGGGUACAGUCAUGACUUCCGCGCUUGGGCGGUCACCCGACAAUUGGGUGACUUCCUUAAGCUGGUGGAAAAAAGGUGGCAUGAUCCUCAGGAGGCCCAAAAGGCCACUGAUGCGAUCUUGACACUGCACACGAGGCAGUUUAAGUCAAUAAGGGAGGCCACCGACGCUGUAGAGUGUCUGAUCUGUGUCCCUGGGGUGCGCUAUGACCCCCUGGUUUUACUCACCUCCUACCUAAGAUGCUUUCCAAUGCCUCUCAGGAAUCAGUUGGCAGGUGAGGCCAACAUCAAUGUUCACAACUUCGCCUCGUUCAGCAAGAAGGCCCUAGACCUUGAAGCUAAGAUAGGGCAUGGACACAAUCCCACAACGGACGGUAGGAAAAAGACACUGCCUCCCAACUGGAAGGCGAAGGGGCGCAUUAUGUUUGUCGAUAACGAUGGUUCAACCAUCGAAUUAGACGACAACUUGCAGGAAGGAGUAGGUUCAGAGGCUGGCAGCGUAGAAGCUUCAAAGGGUGGAGUAGUUGCUGCCGUAGCUCAGAAAGGUAAGGCGACCGGUAGACGCCGUGGAGGUUCCCGGUCUAGGAGUCAAGUUGACCCCAAUGCUCCUCCAUGGGAGAAAGCGGUUCUCACAGAGGACGUGUGGAGAGAUCGGUAUACACGGCAGGCCUGUAUUCGUUGUGGUCAAUAUGGCCAUCACCAAUUCAAGUGCCGCGACAAGAAGUUGACCGAUAAGAUCCCGCCUACGAUGGGGCAAGCGUUGGGAUUCUCCCAUCUCGUUGGUAGCAACGUAGCUAGUAUUUCUGGCAGUGCUCCGGGAAACACGUCGGGCUAGUACGGUCUGUAUGAGUUUGUGGUGAUGCCUUGCGGCCUUUGCAAUGCUCCUGGCACCUUUCAGCAUGCUAUGAAUCGGAUUUUCCAUGACUACUUGGAUAAGUUUGUCAUUGUGUACCUCGAUGACAUACUUAUUUUUAGUAAGACUGUCGAGGAGCACGUUGCACACCUGGACAAAGUCCUCAGCCUCCUGCGACAACACAAGUUCAAGAUAAACGGCGAGAAGUGCGAGUUUGGCCGCACCCGUGUCUUGUACUUGGGUCAUGAGAUCUCCGCGGAAGGGUUGAAGCCCGAUGACGCGAAGGGGGCCAACAUUCGUGAUUGGCCACGUCCUCAGUCUGUGACUGAGAUGAGAUCUUUCUUAGGGAUGACAGGCUACUAUAGGACCUUCGUUAAGAAGUAUAGCAUAGUGGCCGCUCCUUUGACUGAUCUGACCCGCCUUGACACCCCAUGGGAAUGGACAGACGAGUGCGAGGCUGCUUUCAGACAUCUGAAGCAUGCGUUGACACACUACGAAGUCUUGAAACUUCCCGAUCCUGACAAGCCAUUUGUGGUUACCACGGAUGUCAGCCAAUAUGGCAUUGGCGCCGUGCUUGCGCAGCAGGAGGGGCCAAAGUUAAGGCCAGUAGAGUACAUGUCUAAGAAAAUGCGUCUCAGAAGUUGGCAAAGUCAACCUAUGAGAAGGAACUCUAUGCGGUUCAUUGAGCAGUAUGACUUUGACCCUCGGUAUCUGAAAGGGGAGUACAACAAGCUUGUGUAUGCCUUGUCGCGUAGACCGGACUUCUCAGGUGCGCUGAUUACUAAGUUCGAUCUGACAGGCAAUGUUACUCGCUCUUUGGUGGAAGCCUAUCGAGAGGACCAGUUUAUGUCUGAGAUCAUACGCGGACUAGAGGCAAAGGACAAAAGGACUUCUGCCGAGUUUGAAUUGGUCAACGGCUUGCUGUUCCUUGAGAAGGCAGGGAAUAAGCGAUUGUGUGUCCCAAAUAGAGAGUCUUUGCGUAGUUUGUUUUUAGGUGAGUGCCAUGAUGCCACCGGCCAUUUUGGGUAUAAGAAGACUGCAGCCAAUCUGCUGCAGCGGUUCUGGUGGCCCACGAUGAUGCGAGACGCCCAGCUGUACGUGGAGACGUGUCAGGUCUGUCAAAGGGACAAGCCACGUACUCAGGCUCCUCUUGGGCUCCUGAAGCCCCUUCCGAUUCCGGAACGGCCUGGUGAGAGUCUGUCCAUGGACUUCAUGGAUACUCUGGUCACCAGCAAGAGUGGGAUGCAACACAUCUUCGUCAUCAUGGAUAGAUUUAGUAAGUUUGCUGGAUUAGUAGCCAUGCCGGAGACUACGAAAACCGAGUAUGUAAUCAGGUUGUUUAAAGAAAAUUGGGUCACGGAUUUUGGUUUGCCCAAAUCAAUAGUGAGUGACAGGGAUGUCCGAUUCACUAGUGAGUUGCGGAAGGCUGCAGCUGCGGAGCAGGGUACCCAGUUGCAGAUGACUUUUGGCAAUCACCCAGAGGCCAACGGCCAGGCCAAGCAACUGAACCGCGCUGUACAACACCUGUUGAGGCAUUACAUCAAGCCCAACCAGGUGGACUGGGAUGAGAAGCUUGCUCUCAUCGCCAGCCUGUACAACAAUGUUGUACACAGCGCUACCGGGAUCAGGCAGCAUAUGCAUCGUGCUGCUGGUGGCUCUGGCCAUGACAGGCAGAAUACUCCUCCAUGUUCUUCAUUGCCUUUUGCCACUGCUGCUGCCAUGACUGCCACCACUCGGGUCGCUGCUGCUGCUGCCGGCAUCACCGUGACUGCGGCAGGAGCGGUGGCUCCAGCCACCAUUUUCAAGGUGCACAAACUGUUCCAGGGAAUAACUCCAAUUAGGGCACUCUUUUCAGUUGGUACAGGAGCAGCGAAGCUUGUCGUGCUCCCGGCAGAGCAGUACAAGAAAAACAGGUCAAACCGCUCGUUAUUUAGGGGCAUGAGGAAAGGUGCAUGUGCCUUUCUGAGAAGUAUCUCGCUGGAAGCAGUUGGACUGGGAGCCCACCUAGCUGGCGGUGCCCAUGACCUGCUACACCAUGCGGAGGUUGCACUUGGGGUUCCUCCACAUCGUCAUCGUCAGCAUUCUCCAGGCAGUGGUAUUCGCAGCUGUCCUCCCUCAGAUCUGUGCACACCAUCCAGAUCAGCACAACCUGUGGACAUGAAAGAAGGUCUUAAGCAGGCAUAUGAUAGUCUUGCUCGAGGUUGGGGGAGAUCAAAACGAUCCCUUGUGGGAGGCACAAUGGAUGCAUACAAACAGGCGGGGGCAGGGCGUGCUCUUAAGGUCGUACUGAAAGCGACGCCAGCUGCUGCUGUUGCGCCAGCAUCAGGGCUGGCAGGAGCGAUGCAACGUGCGUUGCUUGGUGUGCGCAAUGCACUUGAUCCUGACAAGAAGCGGGAGUCAGAUGAAAAGCACUCUGGCCCGCCACCAGAGGGGUCCAGAAGAAGGUGACAAAGGACAAGUAAUUUGUAAGGAGACGCAGACUAAGUGCUUCAUUUCGUCAGGUUGUGUCUGUUGGCUAGUUGCAGGAGUGCCACGGGGUAGGAAUUCCACACACAGGCAGUGCCACAGGCCAGCCGGUGGUCAUCAAGUGGUAGCCAUUACCCAUCAUCAGUGUUCUCUGUGGCGCUAUUCUCUCAAGCCGGCUCAAGACAAUAUGACUCUGACUUGCCAGUUCUGCAAACCACUCUUCUGCAUGUGGCUGUACCGGCGAGGCUCACCUAAAGGAGGGUUUGUUUGUGCUUCUGAACAGUCUUGGUGAUCGUUCUGUGGGCAGCCAGGUAUGCCUCCAUGCAUGCGUGUGUACGUGUGUGUAUGCACGGCUCAACAUCCCGUGUUGAAAUUAACCUUUCGCUGCACUGUUGGGGUGUUGAGGUGCUUCCCCUUCAUUUUGUAUAUUGUAUGUCAUUUCUGGACCAUCGAUCAGGGCCGGAUAAGGGGCCUCUCUCCACCAGUCCAAAGAUGCAAAAUGAGGAUACAUCUUCCGCUACAACGUGCACCGCCGUACAUAUGUCUUUUGUGUGUGUCGUGAGUGGUGGAGCUAGGCCCAAGAAGAGGGAAAAGUUCAGUUGGAUGAGAGCACUGGCGCCCUUCCCUUCCAGUAAUUACCGCAUGGCAUUGCAUUGCAUACAUGAUGAACGUGGUCUGAAUCAAUUCGACAUUCAGACACAGAGAAGAGGCGGGAAAUCCCGGAGUUGGAUGAAGGCCUAGGACCCUAUUAUCUUAAAGGACCGCCAGGAGUGUGCAGCCAGUUGCACCCUCUGUGAACUCAUUCAUUAUGGUGUGUGGCUUGCGUUGCGAAGCCAGUCACACCCUCGGUCAACUCAUUCAUUAUGGUGUGUGGUGUGCGCUGAGGAAGGGACAACUGCGUGAAGGAACCUGAGAGAGACAAGCUCGAGCACGGGGUGGUGGAGGGAAACACUUUCAUUACCUUUGCUGAGGCAGGUUGAAGUUGUGUUCACACCUUUGUGAAAUCAGUUUGAAUCUGCAGGAUUGCACAAGUGCAGAUGCGGUGGAGGGAAACACUUCCAUUACCUUUGCGGAGGCAGGUUGAAGUUGCGUUCACACCUUUGUGAAAUCAGUUUGAAUCUGCGGGAUUGCACAAGUGCAGAUGCGGGUUACGCAAGUGUAGACUGAUUUCUGGUUGUGGAAGCAAAGUUGGGCUGUUCAUUUGACACUGUUGCAGCGCCCUUUUGUGCAGAGCGGGGUGGGGAUUGGGGCUUGGCGAGGGGAGCGAGGAGAUGGAGGUGUUGGAUAAGGUAAAAGUCGACUUUGGAAGUUUAGAUAACAUUGGUCGGAUUUCAAUACCUACACAUCGAGCCUCGCUCCAGGGGGGCACUGAAUCUCUCUCAACGAGGUGAUCGGAAGUUAGAGUACAACAUCUCCUAGACGGAUCUAGAUUCUAGAACCUUGGAGGUAGCCACAAGAAUGAAAUUUGUUGUGGUCAGAAUCGUUGGAUGAGUAAUUGGACCCUUCAGAGUCUAUUAUUACCGUUUUAACUUUUUAAAAGUUUUUUUAUCCUUGUAUAGAUUGUACACAGUGUAUAGUAUUCUUGUUAAUUCUUGCCGUCAGAAAGGUUUUAGGCCGGUGUUCAAAUUCUUCAUCACAGAAUAAGCAGAUACCGGGCUGUUGCUUCGGAUCCAUCUCCCCACCUCUUCGCUGUUAUUGUGCAUACACGUCGUCCAGGUGCAUUUGUCGACCGCAAGUAAUCUUUUUGUUUAGACUCUAGAGUGAAGUCUCAGUGUCCCAUGUCCCACUGGGACAAGUGGUUCCUUUGAAAGUCUCUCUCUCUUUUUACAUGGGGACAGUUUACCGCCGUUAAACCACCAGUAUGUACCAGUUGUUGCGGCCAUCAACGCGGUAGCCGAACCGGUCUGCCUGUCGGGUCCAUAAUACUCCAUAUUCAUUCGAACCGGGGCGGGGUACGAAAAAUGCGGUAGGCACUGGUGGUUUAAGAGUCCUUUGAAGUUUUCUUUCAAGGUUUUUUUUUUUUUUUUUUUUUUCAAAUUUGGAGUUUCUGUGUUUUUCGAACACUUUUUUAUUUUGUUUUUCAUGUUGCUGUGAAUGGAAAGCUGCUCCCAAGAUCAGCUGUGAGGUGAGGAAAGCGCUUGGAUUCCGUGGUCGCACUCUUUGAUGUCAGAAGUUGGCAGGGAGAUGAAGAAAGUUUGGAUCAUCAUCAUGAGCCUUGAGGUGCUCUUCAGCUCCGGAUGGUGCCAUUGUCAAUGUUGUGACGACACUGAUGGUGGGAGGCCUGCAAGUGAAAGUCGGGGUGUUGGAGCGAACAUUCACAAAAAUCGCUAGAUUUUGAAGUGAAUCUGGGAUCGCAGGCGUAUCACACUAAGGAACAGUUGAGUGCAAUGUAUCGAAAAGAUAGAAUUCAGAGCCACACAAGGGUGGACCAGUGGUGGGAGGCCUGCAACUGAAAGUCAGGGUUUUGGAGCGAACACUCCCAAAUCGCUAUAUGUCGAAGUUAAUCUGGGUUUGCAGCUGUAUCGCAGUGAUUUGACCGACUGCGAACAGCUGUGUGCAACGUAUCGAAAAGAACACAAGGGUGGACCCAUCGCAAGGAUAAUGUUACUGCACUGAUGGAUGUUAACACUGUGAGGAUGAUGAGCAUCAGGACACCGAUUUGCAGCGGUGGAGUCCACGGCAAAUUGAUGACGACCUAUUGCAGUGAUUUGACAGACUGCGAACAGCUGUGUGCGAUGUAUGGAAAAGAUAGAAUUUAGAGCCACACAAGGGUGGACCCAGCAUGCGGAUAUAUGUUCUGCAUUGAUGAAUGUUAACACUGUGAGGAUGAUGAGCUUCAGGACGGCAAUUUGCAGCAGGGAACUCCGCAGCAAGGGAGGGAAGUCGCGUGCACUGUGCAUGUGUCCUGGGGACCAUCUCACGCAA